This is a messenger RNA of Didymella exigua CBS 183.55, 1476 nucleotides long. RefSeq names its product glycoside hydrolase family 16 protein. The transcript is spliced from 2 exons. Gene Ontology annotation, biological process: fungal-type cell wall organization; carbohydrate metabolic process. The coding region runs from base 240 to 1367 and encodes 375 amino acids. Gene Ontology annotation, molecular function: glycosyltransferase activity; hydrolase activity, hydrolyzing O-glycosyl compounds. Gene Ontology annotation, cellular component: fungal-type cell wall. Lineage: Eukaryota; Fungi; Ascomycota; Dothideomycetes; Pleosporales; Didymellaceae. The record is from RefSeq and is a predicted model, not a curated record.
CUAGCUCCCCUGAGUGUAAUCUCUUCGGUCAAUCUGCGCCUCUCUUUCACCACCCAGCUUCAAACACUCCCUUGCCGCUCCCUUGGGCAUAUCGUCCCCCUCUUUCCUUUUCUCCUUGCGAGAGGUCACUCCUUCACCGGAACGUCAUUCCUUUUGCUGCUGCGACUGCGCGUCUGGUCUACGCGCAAACACUCCUUCGAAUUCCAAUACUUGAGCGAAUCUACCAUCACACCAACACAAUGAAGUUAUUCACACUUUCCACGAUCGCAUUCCUUGCGAGCGUGUUUCCCACAUCAUGGGCACAGACUCACACCGCCUGUAACCCUCUGAACACGACCGGAUGUCCUGACAUGGAAGCUCUUGGUGGCAAUGCGACCUUCUAUUGGAACAAGACCGGCAUCCCCACUGGCAGCAAGGUCUGGGAGAAGCAGAACCAGGGCAGUAUCGACUGGAGCGAGGAGGCCAAGGGUGCGACUUUCACAGUGGAGCGUUCGGGUGACUCGCCCAUGGUGCAGUCCAAAUUCUACAUGUUGUUCGGUCGCUUUGAGGUCGUCAUGAAGGCUGCUAAGGGCCAAGGCAUUGUUUCGUCGGCUAUCUUGCAAUCUGAGGCUCUCGACGAGAUCGACUGGGAGUUUCUCGGCACAAACACCAAGCAAUGUCUCACCAACUACUUCGGCAAGGGCAAUACCAGCGCCUACGACCGCGGCAAAGACUUUGACAUGGAUGCUCCACAAGACCAGUUCCACAACUACACCAUCGACUGGACUGCGGAACGUAUCCAGUGGUGGCUUGACGGCAAGAUACUGCGUGAGCUCCUUUUCGCCGAUGCUCUCAAUGGCAAGAAUUACCCGCAGACCCCCAUGAACAUCCGCCUAGGUGUCUGGGCUGGUGGUGACGUUGCCAACAACGAUCCCGGAGUUGUGGAGUGGGCUGGAGGCAAGACAGACUUCAAGGACGGACCUUUCACCAUGACGGUGCAGACCAUCUACGCCGAGGACUACACGAAGGGUGCCAAAUACAGCUGGGCGGACAUGGAUUCGAGCGGUUCCUACAAGAAGGUCAAGGUCAUCAGCCCCACUGAGAAGUCCGAUGUCCUGAAGGAGAUUCAAAACCCCACCGGCGUUCGCAACAACUGGAAGGCUCUGUCCGCUGGCGCGAAGAGCGGGAUCAUCAUCGGUGCGCUCGCCGUCUUCGGUGUCCUCGUCUGCCUCCUCAUCUUCUGCUGCAUCAAGCAGCGCCGUGCCGGAAAGCGCGAGCACGCUGCCCUGCUGGCUGGCGAACAGAAGGAGGCUGCCGAACUCGAGGAAUACAAGAGACAGAUGCAGGGCGGCAAGUUUGGCUUCGGUAGCAACGUCAACCGCGUCUAAACAAUCCGCGGCAGCUCAUUGACACACAUGCCGCCCGAGGGCCUACGUAUGUCGAAGGUGCUUGCCAUGUCACCAGAUCUUUGUUUCAGUAGCCGGCCAACGCCGUGGC